AUGCCUUCCAUCAAGAGCCUCCUUUCGGCCUUUGCCCUUGCGUACCUGGCCAACGCAACCACCAUCAAGAUUACAGCCACCUCCUCCAACACCUUUGAUCCUUCAACCAUCAAGGCAAAUGAUGGCGACGUCUUGGAGUUCAUUUUCGAGCCCAAGAACCACUCCGUGGUCGCUGGUGACUACCGCUACCCCUGCUCUCCCUUGGAGCUCGGCACCGGCUUCUUCUCUGGCUUCUUUGCGACAUCCAGCGGCGAAAAUGACAAAGUCUUUCGCGUAGAAAUCAACGGAACCGACACCAUUCCGUUCUACUCUUCGCAGGGCAACGAGUGCGCCGGCGGCAUGGUUGGCAUCAUCAACCCCAAGGGCAACCAGACCCUCGACGACUACAAGAAGCGCGCUUCAACCCUGGCAAGGAGUGUCUCCCCCGGCCGAACCUCCUUUGGCGGAGAGAUUGCCGACAAUGACAGCAGCUCAGACAACUCCACCAGCGGUGAUGGCAACGGAAAGGGUGGUAGCAGCGGUGGCAGCAGCUCCGGAAAGGGAGGCAGCAGUGGAAGCGGAAGCGGCAGCUCGGGCGACAGCUCUUCUGACAAGGACGGCAAGGAUAACGGCAGCGUCUCUUUGUCUAUCUCCGUUGGCGCCCUCGCACUCGCUUUCAUGAUGGCGAUUUAA
Molecule: messenger RNA, 672 nt
Organism: Trichoderma breve
Lineage: Eukaryota; Fungi; Ascomycota; Sordariomycetes; Hypocreales; Hypocreaceae
Exons: 2
Coding region: 1-672 (223 amino acids)
Source: RefSeq, a predicted model, not a curated record